UACGCAGUCACUGAAACUGCUGUGAAACUGUGUCCAGAAGGAUUGACAGGAAGCAUAGAGAGGACUGUUGAUUACGGUUGAAAGCAUCAGAGGGAGAAGAGGUAAGGAUUCGACUGUUUGUGCUGCCGAGCGACAUCAGACAAAAUUCUCAAAAGAAGACCAAAAAGAAGUUCACUUUGUAAGCCUCAAGAUUAAGCAGAAGAAGGUUCGUUUGGAGGGUCCAAGUGGAGCUCACAGCCACAGAGAGAUGGACGGGACACAGAUGAAGAAAGAGGUAGAUGACAAGAACUCAAAGACAGAAGAGGAGGUGGUACACCUUCGGAGAGAGAUAGGCCUGCUGCCGGCUGUGUCCUUCAUCAUCGGGACCGUGGUGGGCAGCGGCAUCUUCAUUGCACCCAAGGGGGUCCUGAUGAACAGUGGGAGCGUGGGGCUCUCUCUGCUGGUGUGGGCGCUGUGUGGAAUCCUCUCAUUGUUUGGGGCUUUGUGCUAUGCUGAACUGGGCACCAGUUUUACAAAAUCAGGGGGCCACUACACUUAUCUCCUGGAGACACUGGGGCCAUUGCCCGCCUUCUUACGACUCUGGGUGGAGUUCUUAUUCAUCAGGCCGGCUGUGGCUUCCUAUGUGUCCCUGGCUUUCGGCCGCUAUGUGGUGGAGCCGUUCUUUGCACCUUGUGCUGCCCCCACGGUGCUAAUCAAACUCGUCAGCAUCCUCGGAGUGACAUUUGUUGUGGCCGUCAACUGCUGGAGUGUGACCAUGGCCUCUCGCACUCAGGUCACAUUGACUUUCAUUAAGAUGUUUGCUCUGGUCCUCAUCAUCAUCCCUGGUGUCAUUGCAUUGGCCAAAGGAAAGACAGAAAAUUUCCAGAAUGGUUUUGAGAUCGACUCAUUAACACUGGAUAGAUUACCACUGGCCUUCUACAAUGGUCUAUAUGCCUAUGGUGGAUGGUUUUAUCUGAACUUUGUCACAGAAGAGGUCAUUAACCCAAACAGAAACAUCCCUCUGGCAAUAAUCUGCUCCAUGGUGACAGUGACAGUCUUUUAUGUGCUUGUUAAUGUGGCCUACUACACCAUGAUGACACCCGCUGAGCUCCUGCUGUCUGAUGCUGUGGCUGUGACGUUUGCCAACCGUGCUCUCCAGGGAUUAGCCUCUGUGAUUCCAAUUCUUGUGGCCCUGUCCUGCCUCGGAGCACUUAACGGUGGCUUCUUCGGAUCACCCAGGAUGCUGUUUGUUGGAGCCAGGGAGGGCCACUGGCCACCAAUCUUUUCCAUGAUUCACAUCCGCAGACAUACACCUUUGCCUGCUGUGCUGUUACUGUACCCUUUGGUGGUGUUGAUGUUAAUCACUGGAGAGAUCUACCAGCUCAUCAACUUUGCCUCCUUUGCUCGCUGGUUCUUCAUCGCCUUGGCAACCUUGGGGAUGCUCAUCCAUCGCUAUCGCUUCCCUCUCCACCCAAGACCCUUCAAGGUCCCCCUGGCCAUCGCAGUCACCUUCACAGUGGUCUGUUUCUUCAUCGUGGGCCUGUCUCUGUAUUCAGACCCCUGGAACACAGGGCGAAGCUGCAUUCUCACGCUGACUGGAGUCCCAGUUUACUAUGUGACCGUCCACCGUUUUCGUUUGCCCCGUAGAUGGAGACGCAUCUUCGACUACUGCAGCAAACAGCUGCAGAUCCUUCUAGAGGUGGCUCAACAGGAAGUCCAGACGUACUGAAGACAUCCCACCUUCUACUGACAGACAUGCUGAAUUCCACUGCAAUGCAUCCUAGGACCUUCUUUGUUCACAAGCAUAGUAUGCUGGAAACAGGAGGAGUAUCUGUCUUCUCUUGUAGAAUCUGACAUAGAAAAUGGGAUUUUACUUUUCUCAUAACAUUUAAUA
Molecule: messenger RNA, 1873 nt
Organism: Toxotes jaculatrix (banded archerfish)
Lineage: Eukaryota; Metazoa; Chordata; Actinopteri; Toxotidae
Product: cystine/glutamate transporter
Exons: 12
Coding region: 248-1708 (486 amino acids)
Biological process (GO): amino acid transmembrane transport
Cellular component (GO): membrane
Molecular function (GO): L-amino acid transmembrane transporter activity
Source: RefSeq, a predicted model, not a curated record